Messenger RNA from Aplosporella prunicola CBS 121167, 712 nucleotides. RefSeq lists its product as uncharacterized. NCBI's taxonomy places the organism in Eukaryota, Fungi, Ascomycota, Dothideomycetes, Botryosphaeriales, Aplosporellaceae. The record is from RefSeq and is a predicted model, not a curated record. Bases 44 to 412 code for a protein of 122 amino acids. The transcript has a single exon.
CAGAAAUGGCGCAAAGAGUUUGACGGCGCAAUUGGUCAAAGACAUGGUGACGGUCUACCCACCUGACGGCCCAUUUGUCACAGCUCUCACCUCGAUUGCCUCCGCCUGGAAUUCCAAGGACUUGCUCCUGGAGGAAGUUCACACAUACCUCAACGGUGAUGAUGAGAACAAGGAAGCAUUCGCAGCCGUUAUCGCCAAGGGUGUGCAGGAGAUGGUUGAGAAGCAGGCGCGCAUUCAGGUGAACAUAGAGGCGUCUCAACGCAGGAAGGCCGAGAAGGAGCAGGUGCGGGCCGCGCAGCGUGAGGAAAACCGUCGUAUCAAGGCUGGGAAGCACCAGGCGCGGAUUGAGGCAUCUCGUCUCGCGAAGGCGAAGGCGAAGGCCUGUGAGGAGGACUCGGCUGAGGCGCAUUAGGUGGUCCUUCUACCCCUGCCCUCUGCAGACUCUCAUGACCUUCGAGAUUGAGCAGUACUCCUGUUGUUUUCACCAGCCACUAGAGUAUGAGACUGAUUGAAUUUUGAGUGAUUCGGUUGGGGAGGUUUGCGACUUUGACUUUUUUGAUAUUCGAUGAUUCUUUUACCUGAGUAUUUCAUGGAAUGACAAGCUUCUUGACGACACCGGAUUUAAGAGUCGCCAACCGAGCAAUAUAGUUGAAGACUAGCCACUGCGAAGGUUGAUAUAAAAGACCGAGAAAACACAAAAAAAAAAAAAAAA